Molecule: messenger RNA, 636 nt
Organism: Nelumbo nucifera (sacred lotus)
Lineage: Eukaryota; Viridiplantae; Streptophyta; Magnoliopsida; Proteales; Nelumbonaceae
Source: RefSeq, a predicted model, not a curated record
AUGGCCAUUCAACUGCCUGCCUUGAUCGUCUCCGUCGAGCACCGCCUCGCUCUCGAAAGCGCCUCCCAGAGGCUUAUGAUGAUGCAAUCGAAGCGUUGCACUGGGUUAGGAAACACGCCUCGCAGAGCAUCGUCAAUGGCGAAGAGGACUGCAGCUCAGGCGCCAGCAUUGCCUUCCAUGUUUUCGGAUGCUGCCGAUGAGCCCCUGAAGAUCGUCGGUCUUAUCAUGCACCACCCUUUCUUUGGUGGGUUGCAGAGAACAGAAUCGGAGAUGAGAUUGUUCAACAAUCCGAGAUUUCCCAUGUCAGUUAGCGACUUGAUCUGGGACCUGGCGUUGCCUGUAGGUUCUGAUCGUGAUCAUGGUUACUGCAACCCACUGAAACUUGGUGAGAGCUGCCAUGGAAUUGGGUUGCUAGGGAGGUGUCUGGUGACUACCUGCGGUGGGGAUCCCCUGAUCGACCGUCAGACGGAGUUCGUGAAGAUGCUGGACGGAGAGGGUGUAAACGUUUUGGCUCAGUUCGACGAGGAAGGUUACCAUCUGGUGGAGCUCUAUGAACCAGACAAGGCUCAGGCCCUACUUGUGAUAAUAAAAGAUUUCAUUUUUCAGUUGCUGGCUCAAUCGAAAGAGGGCAGUUGA